Molecule: messenger RNA, 1089 nt
Organism: Vigna angularis (adzuki bean)
Lineage: Eukaryota; Viridiplantae; Streptophyta; Magnoliopsida; Fabales; Fabaceae
Product: probable protein phosphatase 2C 74
Exons: 5
Biological process (GO): protein dephosphorylation
Molecular function (GO): zinc ion binding; protein serine/threonine phosphatase activity
Source: RefSeq, a predicted model, not a curated record
AUGGGAGGGUGUUACAGCCAUGUUUCAGUUCACGAUGUGGAAUGUUCAUGUAAGCAUCACCGGGAUGAUGGUGCAUGUGAACAUGGUGGGGACAGUAUCAGGUUAAGAAGGUCCUGUGAGUUUGUAUCAAUGUACAGCAAAAAGGGUUCAAAAGGAGUUAAUCAAGAUGCAUUGACCGUGUGGAAGGACUUCACUGGAAAGAAGGACAUGAUGUUUUGUGGGGUGUUUGAUGGUCAUGGUCCUCUAGGGCAUAAGUUUUCACAGUCUAUACGUGACAAACUACCCUCAAAACUCUCAGCAUCAAUCAAACAGUCACAAACAGAAAAGGUCAUCAAACACAAUGAGACUAAUCCUACAGAUGGAAGUAGUCAUAAUGUCUACGGUGACGAUAACCAAAACAUGUCCUUUUCUUCAUGGGAGGGAAGCUUCAUGAGGUGCUUCAGGGAAAUGGAUGAAGACCUUGCCAAGAACAUAGACACUAAAGGAUUUCUUGGGGGUAGCACUGCUGUAACCAUUAUCAAACAGCGCGACCAAUUAAUAAUUGGAAAUUUGGGGGAUUCUCGUGCAGUUCUUUGCAGAAGAGCACAUGACAACCAUCUUGUUCCUGUUCAACUUACUGUUGACUUGACCCCAGAUAUUCCAAGUGAAGCUUUAAGAAUCAUUAAUAGCGGAGGUAGAAUUUUUUCUGCAAAAGGAGAUCCCUGUGUAAAUAGAAUAUGGAGGCCAAAUGGGGAUCGCCCUGGUCUAGCUAUGGCAAGAGCCUUCGGAAAUUUUUGCCUGAAAGAUUAUGGUCUCAUCUCAGUCCCCGAUGUAUCAUACAGAAAACUUACCAAGCAGGAUGAGUUUGUGGUUUUGGCUUCUGAUGGGGUAUGGGAUGUGCUAACAAACAGUGAAGUAAUAAACAUAGUUGCUUCAGCACCGAAAAGGUCCAUGGCAGCCAAGUUGUUAGUGAAACACGCAGUUCAAGCUUGGAGACGAAAGUGUGUUUUCAAGGUUGAUGAUUGUACAGCUAUAUGCUUGUUCCUGAAAGAUUAGACUCUUUUAAUCCAAUCCUGAUCCAACGUGAGUGGGAACAUUAACAUCUCUUAA